GCAAGUAAGUAUGAUGUGUUGAGAGAAGUGUGGAAGAGUGUGGCUGUGCCAUGUAUAAUGUAUGGUAUGGAUGUGAUUGCAUGGAAUAAAAGUGAAAUUGAUAAGUUAGAAGUGGGCCAGAACAAAGUAGCAAGGAUGGCACUGAGUGCACCGAGGUGCACAGCAGUUGAAGCCUUGAGAGGUAACAUGGGAUGGAGCACCUUCAGAGAAAGACUCACAAAAGCCACACUUAGAUACAAGAUUAGGCUUGAGAGAAUGGAUGAUGCAAGAAUAGCAAGGAAGGUGUACCUGUGGAAUGAAAGUGGAAGCAAAUGGAGGAAGAGAUGCAUGAGAAUGACAGACAGGAAUGGAUUGCAAGUUGUGUGGGCGAUAAGAAUGGCUGGGAGGAAUCAAAAUGAGCGUGAAUGUGUGGUAACAAGAGGAGGAAGAGUGGGAGCCGAAUGGGAUGUGAGAAAAUGGAAGAAUGAGAUAGACAAAGAAGUGAAAUGUGUGGGACUGAAUGAAUGGAAGAAUGAGAUGGAAAGAAAGAAGACCCUGGAAUGGUACAAGGAGAAAGAGGCCCCGAGGUAUGAAAGGUGGUAUGAUGGAAGCCUGGGCGGUGAUCUUCUCUUCCGAGCGAGGGCACAGUGUAUGGAUGUGAAUGCAAGGAGUUACAGGUGGUCUGAGUCCCGCAGCAAAGUGUGCCAGAUGUGUGACAUGGGAGAGGAUGAGACGGUGGAACAUGUGGUGCUGGAGUGUGUGCAGUAUGCCAGAGACAGGAAUGAGAUGAUGCAAGUGAUACUGACUGAGUUAGGGCAUGAUAGGAAUGAAAGAGUGGAGAAGACAGGAAAGGAAUGGAUGGUGUUGUUGCUGGGACUGUGUAGAGAGGCGAAUGAAAGGAUGAUUGAGGCGGUGAAAGAGUUUCUGGAGAGAAUGUGGCGUGCCAGGUGUAUGAACAAUUAGGAUAGAGGAUGCUGUUCGUUUCUCUUUUUUUUCCCCCCUUUCUACAGGAGUUGCCGAUCCAAAGGCCUGGCUCAGGAGUGAUCCUGUGCCACCUCUACCAUCAAGAUCAAGAUCAAGAUAAUAUCAUCGGUCUCUCUUCAAGAACAUCGUACAGGCCAGGAAUAAUACAGAAAGUGCGGAAGGCCAGCAGAGCCACACAGCGCCAUGGCAGUGUACACUCGUCUGUUGGGCAGGUGAAAGUGCCUGGAGGUGUUGUCAUCACCUCUGUAGAGGCCUGGCUGAUAACUAGUAACUGCUGCAUUAGGGCCAGGUUUGCGACCUUCACUUCUGUCCACCCUUUCAGUGAGGACCAUGGCCACCAAGUUACAGAUGAGGAGCGCACAGUGGAGCUGCCAGCGCUAGUGGCGGCAGGGUGGGUCAUGGUGGAGGGCAGAGAUGCUAUUACCAAGACUUUCACCUUCCAAAACUUCAAUGAGGUAAUGUGCAGGCUUGGGGCUGGAUGAGUUGUGUUGCACUGCAGAGUGAGAAGAAGAACCACCACCCAGAAUGGAGCAAUGUGUACAACAGAGUGGAGGUGAUCUGGUCCACACACGACUGUGGUGGACUCUCCCGUAAGGACAUUAUCCUGGCUACUUUCUGUGAUAAAGCUUAUACCAAUAACUGAUGGAUUGAAGGCAUCACAACAGCUUGGUUAUAUGGUCUUCACUACAACAGCAAG
Molecule: messenger RNA, 1660 nt
Organism: Scylla paramamosain (green mud crab)
Lineage: Eukaryota; Metazoa; Arthropoda; Malacostraca; Decapoda; Portunidae
Product: pterin-4-alpha-carbinolamine dehydratase 2-like
Exons: 4
Coding region: 951-1445 (164 amino acids)
Biological process (GO): tetrahydrobiopterin biosynthetic process
Molecular function (GO): 4-alpha-hydroxytetrahydrobiopterin dehydratase activity
Source: RefSeq, a predicted model, not a curated record